AAGCAGCGGAAGCGGAUGAGGGAAGAGCGGCUGCGGCCCCGGGGGGCGGCGCGGAGCUGCGGGAGCUGCUCGGCCUCCUCCGGGACCGCGGUGCGGCCCUCAUGCGGCGCCCUCGCUGACACCUGAAGUCCGCCGCUCUCCGUCCGCCGCGCACCGCGGGGGCGUCCGGCCCGUGGCGGUUGAAGUCGUCGUCUUACCGGCCCGCGGCGGCCGCCCAUGGAGAAGGCCAGGCGGGGCGGCGAUGGCGCCCCCAGGGGGCCCGUGCUGCACAUCGUGGUGGUCGGCUUUCACCACAAGAAGGGCUGCCAGGUUGAAUUCUCUUACCCGCCCCUGAUUCCAGGAGAUGGACAUGACAGCCACACUUUACCUGAAGAAUGGAAAUACUUGCCCUUCCUUGCUUUGCCAGAUGGUGCACACAACUACCAAGAAGAUACUGUGUUUUUUCACUUGCCACCCAGAAAUGGAAAUGGAGCCACAGUAUAUGGUAUCUCUUGCUAUCGACAAAUUGAAGCCAAGGCAUUGAAAGUAAGGCAAGCAGAUAUUACCAGAGAGACUGUUCAGAAAAGUGUCUGUGUCCUAAGCAAGCUGCCUCUCUAUGGUUUACUUCAAGCAAAACUUCAGCUCAUUACACAUGCAUAUUUUGAAGAGAAGGAUUUUUCCCAAAUUUCCAUUCUAAAGGAGCUUUAUGAACAUAUGAAUAGUUCCUUGGGAGGAACUUCAUUAGAAGGAUCUCAAGUAUAUCUUGGUCUGUCUCCUCGAGAUCUUGUCCUUCAUUUUCGACACAAGGUCUUAAUACUGUUUAAACUAAUUCUUCUUGAAAAAAAGGUUCUUUUUUAUAUUUCUCCAGUGAAUAAAUUGGUAGGUUCACUGAUGACUGUGUUAUCCCUUUUUCCAGGCAUGAUUGAACAUGGUCUCAGUGACUGUUCUCAGUACAGACCCCGAAAGAGUAUGACUGAAGAUGCUGGACUUCAGGAAAGCAAUCUUCCUGCAGAUAAUUUUGUUUGUGGGUCUACUUCUGACAUUUCAAAUACCAACUUGGGAACUGUCAAAAAAAUCAUGGCAGGAAACCAUGGAGACGGUGCUGCCAUCAAGACUGAAGAGCGUUUGUUCCAAGAAGAUGACAGCAAAGGACAGGAACCAAAUAAUACCAAUCAAUAUUUGAAACUUCCAUCUCACCCAUCUCCAGAGUCUUCAGAAAGUGACUGGGAGACCUUGGAUCCUAGUAUCUUAGAGGACCCCAACUUGAAAGAAAGGGAGCAGGUGGGAUCAGAUCAGACAAACUUAUUUCCAAAGGACUCUGUGCCCUCAGAUAGUCCUCCAAUUACUGUACAACCUCAAGCUCACAUUGGGCAGGUGGUCCUGAUACCAGGGCUCAUUUCAGGUUUGGAAGAAGACCAGUACGGCAUGCCCCUGGCCAUCUUCACAAAGGGAUAUCUGUGUUUGCCUUACAUGGCAUUGCAGCAGCAUCAUCUUCUCUCUGAUGUCGCCAUUCGGGGUUUUGUUGCUGGAGCUACUAACAUCCUUUUUCGACAACAGAAACACCUCAGUGAUGCCAUUGUGGAAGUAGAAGAAGCUCUGAUCCAGAUCCAUGAUCCAGAACUCAGGAAGCUGCUUAAUCCAACCACUGCAGACCUAAGGUUCGCAGAUUACCUAGUGAGGCACGUGACUGAGAACCGGGAUGACGUCUUCCUGGAUGGCACAGGCUGGGAGGGAGGUGAUGAAUGGAUCCGGGCCCAGUUUGCAGUCUACAUCCAUGCCCUGCUGGCUGCCACUCUGCAGUUAGAUAAUGAAAAGAUUUUAUCAGACUACGGGACCACUUUUGUUACAGCAUGGAAGAAUACUCACAACUACAGGGUGUGGAACAGCAACAAGCAUCCAGCACUUGCAGAAAUAAAUCCAAACCAUCCAUUUCAAGGACAGUACUCAGUGUCAGACAUGAAGUUAAGAUUCUCACAUUCUGUUCAGAAUAGUGAACGUGGCAAAAAGAUUGGAAACGUCAUGGUCACAACCAGUCGGAAUGUUGUACAAACAGGAAAAGCUGUUGGCCAAUCAGUUGGAGGAGCUUUUUCCAGUGCAAAGACAGCUAUGUCUUCAUGGCUUUCUACUUUCACCAAUUCCACCCCCCAAAGUCUCACCGAGCCACCCGAUGGGAAGCCCUGAGCAGAUCAUCAAAGGUUGCUCUUGCUUUCUUAGGUUUAUGUGUUCCCUGUCCAUCUGCUGCUCCCAGACUGUUCUUCAUCAUCAGCCACAGGUCCACAGCAGGGGAUUGAUACUUCAAACUGUUUACAUGGACAGUUGCCUUUUAUCUAAAUGAAUGUUGCAGGAUGCUGAAAAGAUGAAAUCACAGCCAUAGCAGGGAUGGCUUUCCAGGUUGGGGUUUAAAUCGACUACUUUUAUUUCAGCCUGAGCCUGAUUAAAACACACAGUGAACCUUCUAAUGAGUUUUGAGUUCUGACAUUGUACAUUUGCUUCCUUUAGAAAAGUUUUUGCUUAUGUAAAUUUUGUUCUGUUUUGCUGUUUGAAUAUCUAGUUGGUCACUGUAAUUUAUAUUUGCUAAAAUUACGUUAUAUUACUGUUUUAAUUUCUUUAAUGUUGGCCCUAAAAUGUACUUAUGAAGUUAAAGGGCCAUACAGUCUACCCUUUAUUAUUUUGCUGAGUUGUAUGAUGAUGUUUUGUCUGUUUUCUACCCACAUAACACAUUUAUCAGUUUAUUUCCUUCCAGAAAUGUGAACAUCAGAAGUGGUAGUUCUGAGGAUGAGGUGUUCUGUUUCAUAUUUCUAAUUUGUUCUUUCCAAAUCCCUUAAAACUUGCUUUGGGGCAUCAAGGAGUGUCACCGUGCUUUCCUCCUCUUCCUAAUUGUGCAAGUGGGUGUGCAGGGAAGUAGUGUAGUGGUGGUUGCAGUGAUGUUGAAACCAUUUAACAUGAAUGUGUCUAUAGGGCAAUAUUUUCAAAGACCUGAGUGCUAGAUUUGUCAACUCUAAUCACGUUGCAGUCUUUUACAAGCGUUUUUUUAAUCCAAGGUUUGUGCCUUCUAUUUCUUCUUUUGACCAGUUUUUCAUUGAGUGUUUACAGACCUACAAGUUUUCUCUAGUCUUAUUCUUCCUAAAGCGUUUCGAGGCACUCGGCCUUCUUACUUCCCUGACAGAAAAUCCUCCUGUAAUCAAUCCCUGUGCUCUUCUGAAAGUAUUUAUAAAAGAAGAACAAGGUGGCCCAUAAAUAUUAAACAGAAACCUCAUUUUAGCUCAAACUUAGAAAAGCAAGAGAUAAGAGAAGAAAACUACCAUUAUAUCAGUCACCUGUUUUAUAAAGGACAUCUGGCCUCUUGUUAAACACAUGCAUGUGUGUGCCAUCUACUGCACACAGCUGCACCUCAUGUGUUUGCCUUGCUCAGCUCUCAUUUGCUUUUCCAGGGGAUCUUGGAUAGCUGUUCUCAGGGAGUACUUAUGGGGAGCAGACUGCCUUUGAAGUAACAAAGGCUACUUGGAAAAUAUAUUGUGAGUAUAAUCUGCAUAUGAUAUAAACAGUGUUAUGCAAACAGGGAGCCUAAUUAAGAAGGACACUGGUUAUAUUUGAGUUACCCCUUAUGAAAUAUUUAUUUAAGAAGUAAAUCCUCCUAAGUCUUGUGAAAUGAACAUGGGAACAAAAUCGCAAUAUCCUUAAAUUUUCCGAUUUGUGUUUUAGGCCAGCAAAUCUAAAAGCAUACUUCCAUUUAAACAUAGUAACACAAGAAUUCAGUGAUGAUAAAUUGAAGGGUUUAAUGUGAGAACUCCAUUAAUUUCACUUCUGUCAGGUAAGUUAACCUCAGGAAAUAUUAUUGGAAGAGAAGUAAGUAAUACCAAACAAAAUUUUUAAAAAUACUUAAUCAGUGUUGCCAUGAGACUAUAAAGAGUUCAUUCUGACAUCUUGUUUCAUGAGGCCACGGCAUUAGUUGGAGUGCAAUAGUGUAUUCAUGUGCAAUUGUUACCUCUACUGCCAGAAGAUCACACUGCUAGAGAGCUAGGAGCCCUGUGAGGGGUCAGCAGGCAAGAUGCCUGUCCUUUAUUUAGUUUGUAUGGUUUGUGUGAUUGGGGUAAGCUCACAUCUCUCACUGUUCAAAAGAAGCCCAACCCAUACGUUGGAGUCCUCUGAAAUAAAAAUGGUCACGGAAAAUUUAA
Molecule: messenger RNA, 4154 nt
Organism: Cynocephalus volans (Philippine flying lemur)
Lineage: Eukaryota; Metazoa; Chordata; Mammalia; Dermoptera; Cynocephalidae
Gene: AVL9
Product: AVL9 cell migration associated
Exons: 16
Coding region: 217-2160 (647 amino acids)
Cellular component (GO): cytoplasm
Source: RefSeq, a predicted model, not a curated record